UUGAGCGAUGCUCAUUUCAUCAUUAUUAGCGUUCAUUUUUUCACCUCAAAUCAAAAGAGGCGGUAGAGAGAGAGAGAGAGAAACACAUAUAGAUAAUCAGAGAGAUAUUUUCACAAUUGUGUUUGUUGUGUAUCCACCACCACCACCACCACAUCACAUCACAUGCAGAAAUCGUCGAAUCUUCGGCGAUCUUGGGUGGACACACUUCACUUUUUCAUUUGAUUUAAUCAAUAUACCUAACUUUACCUUAUGAUAUUGUUCGAUAAACUGAGUUUCUCUUCUUACCUUAGCCGCUUCAUUGCCGGCAUCCUUCUAUUAAUCUUUUGCAAUUCAUUCCAAUUAGUCUCUAAUUUCCCAAUUCCUAUACACCGAUAUCCUUUCUGAUCUCUUCAACUCUCUCUCUCUCUAUAUAUAUAUAUAUAUAUAUCUCUAUUCAUUCAUUCAAAAUUCAAUUCAAUUCUCUCACAUUCAUCGUUCUCAUCAAGUCCCCAACUUUGACUUCCUCUUUGAUGGACCCUAAACUAUUUUUCUCCAACAAUUACCUCGAUGGCACUAUUACAUCCCGCAUUGAGAGCCAACAAAGGCCACUUCCCUCCGUUAUAGUUAUUGGUGCCGGAAUAUCAGGGGUUGCAGCAGCACGUAUUCUCCAUGAUGCAUCUUUUAAGGUCACCCUAUUGGAGUCACGAGAUAGGCUUGGUGGUCGCAUACAUACUGACUACUCAUUUGGUUGUCCCGUUGACAUGGGAGCCUCAUGGCUACAUGGAGUUUGUAAUGAGAAUCCUUUGGCUCCAUUGAUAUGUGGUCUGGGGCUUACAUUAUAUCGUACCAGUGGUGACAACUCUGUUUUAUAUGACCAUGAUUUGGAAAGUUGUAUGCUGUUUAGCAUUGAUGGCAAACAAGUUCCACAACAGACUGUCAUUGAAGUUGGAGAAACUUUCAAGAGUAUUCUGGAAGAGACGGGUAAAGUGAGGGAUGAGCAUCCUGAGGACAUUUCAGUUUCCGAAGCGAUUUCAAUUGUGCUAGAUAGGCAUCCACAACUAAGGCAGCAAGGACUUGCCCAUGAAGUGCUGCAAUGGUACAUAUGCAGAAUGGAAGCCUGGUUUGCUGCUGAUGCAGAUAUGAUUUCACUCCAAACCUGGGAUCAGGAACAUGUCCUCUCUGGUGGUCAUGGACUCAUGGUGCAAGGAUAUAAUCCUGUUAUAAAUGCUCUUGCAAAAGAUGUAGAUAUACGCCUGAACCACAGGGUGACCAAGAUAUCCAGUGGCUACAAUAAGGUAAUGGUUACCGUGGAGGAUGGAAGGAACUUUGUUGCCGAUGCUGCUAUCAUAACUGUUCCUAUUGGAAUCCUUAAAGCCAAUUUAAUUGAGUUUGAACCAAGACUUCCUGAUUGGAAAGUUUCUGCAAUUUCAGAUCUUGGUGUAGGCAAUGAAAAUAAAAUUGCACUAAGAUUUGACAAAGUGUUUUGGCCAGACGUAGAACUUAUGGGUGUCGUAGCUCCUACCUCUUACUCCUGUGGCUACUUUCUCAAUCUUCAUAAAGCAACAGGCCAUCCAGUUCUUGUUUAUAUGGCAGCUGGCAGGUUCGCUUAUGACCUCGAGAAGCUAUCCGACGAGUCCGCUGCAAAUUUUGUGAUGUUACAGCUUAAGAAGAUGUUUCCUGAUGCUUCUGAGCCAGUUCAGUAUCUUGUGUCACAUUGGGGAACAGAUCCAAACUCUCUUGGUUGUUACUCUUACGAUUUGGUUGGAAAAUCAAUGGAUGUGUAUGACAAGCUUCGCGCACCUUUAGGUAAUCUAUUCUUUGGUGGGGAAGCCAUGAGCUUAGAUAAUCAGGGAUCUGUACAUGGAGCUUACUCUGCCGGGGUCAUGGCUGCUGAAAAUUGUCAAAGAUAUCUUUGGGAAAAACAAGGCAAUUUAGAAAGCCUGGCUCAAGUUUCUGUUAGGAAUGAAACACUAGGAACUACUAUACCUCUUCAGAUCUCCAGAAUAUGAUUUUUUUUUUCAUUUGCUUUUCAAAAUGAAAGCUUUUAUUUGAAUUUGCAUAUCACAAUGGCAAAUGCAAAUUGUUGGCCAUUUGAAUGUAAUAAUCAACAACUAUUUUGGGUAGUUAUCUAUUUCUUAUUUUUGAGUCCUUAACAUAGGAUCACCUUGGCA
Messenger RNA from Cicer arietinum (chickpea), 2150 nucleotides. RefSeq names its product probable polyamine oxidase 4. The record is from RefSeq and is a predicted model, not a curated record. NCBI's taxonomy places the organism in Eukaryota, Viridiplantae, Streptophyta, Magnoliopsida, Fabales, Fabaceae. Gene Ontology annotation, cellular component: peroxisome. Gene Ontology annotation, molecular function: polyamine oxidase activity. Gene Ontology annotation, biological process: polyamine catabolic process.